Messenger RNA from Juglans microcarpa x Juglans regia, 627 nucleotides. Its product is annotated as ATP-dependent DNA helicase PIF4-like. NCBI's taxonomy places the organism in Eukaryota, Viridiplantae, Streptophyta, Magnoliopsida, Fagales, Juglandaceae. Bases 1 to 627 code for a protein of 208 amino acids. Gene Ontology annotation, molecular function: DNA helicase activity. Gene Ontology annotation, biological process: DNA repair; telomere maintenance. The record is from RefSeq and is a predicted model, not a curated record. The transcript has a single exon.
AUGGUUUUGCAAAAUAUUGCUUCCACACUUGAAUCCAUGGGAAAGAAUAUAAAUAUGUAUCAUUUCGCUCCUACUGAUACAUUUUACGACGUCGAAGAAUUUAUCAAUAGAGAAAUUGAUGACGAGCGAGCUGUCACAAUUCCAGAAGAAGACCUACUUGCAUCAAAUUUCUUAAAUUCGGAACAAAAGAAUGCAUAUAACUUGAUACUACAAACCUUACUGUCAAAUGAAUCUGAUGCAUUUUUCAUUGACGGUCCUGCUGGUACUGGUAAAACUUUUUUAUACAAAGCGCUUCUAGCUACAAUCAGAUCAAAAAAUAUGAUAGCACUUGCAGUCGCAUCAUCAGGCGUUGCUGCAUCAAUCUUACCUGGAGGACGAACAGCACACUCAAGAUUUAAGAUUCCACUAAAUGCAGAUAAAGAUAGCACUUGUAAUGUAACCAAACAAGGAAGUCUUGCUAAAUUGUUACGUCUUACAAAGUUAAUUAUAUGGGAUGAGGCACCUAUGUCUACAAAAUAUUCCAUAGAAGCAUUGGAUAAAAUGUUACGAGACAUAAACGAUAUAAUCUCCCUUUUGGUGGCAAAGUUAUUGUUCUUGGUGGAGACUUUCGACAAAUACUGCCUGUGA